This is a messenger RNA of Xylaria bambusicola, 7897 nucleotides long. RefSeq names its product reducing type I polyketide synthase. Gene Ontology annotation, molecular function: 3-oxoacyl-[acyl-carrier-protein] synthase activity; oxidoreductase activity; phosphopantetheine binding. Lineage: Eukaryota; Fungi; Ascomycota; Sordariomycetes; Xylariales; Xylariaceae. The coding region runs from base 645 to 7811 and encodes 2388 amino acids. The transcript has 6 exons. The record is from RefSeq and is a predicted model, not a curated record. Gene Ontology annotation, biological process: fatty acid biosynthetic process; secondary metabolite biosynthetic process.
CGCCCGUGAGAUUCAUGAUGCCAAAUAGCCGCUUAGUGAAAAACUUACGCCUGGCGUGAUGAUAAUUGCAGGACUGUUCGGCCGCCCCGCUAGGUAUAGAGUGCCGCGAAGUGUAAGGCCGUCGAGGGUCUGGAAGCUGACCUCCUCAUGGCUCGUCAUUUUGUCGCUCUCUCAGCUCCUUGGAUCUUGGAACAUCGCUGCUCCCAACGCACCGUUUUGAAGGGCCUAUCCAUUCCUUUUAAGGCCAUCCCGCAGUCUAGCUCGAGUUCGCCUCGCGGGCGAUUAAAUUAAUAGGGUAGCUCAGGUGGAGAUCUAUCUCCAAGGUCCUAGACUACACCGCCUGCAUUAUGCAUGCCAGCUGCGCGGAGAGCUACACUACUUUGCACUACCCUUACUAGCAUACACAUAAGUAGUAGCAGCACAGUACCUUGGUCUUGGCUGUUCUGCAUGUGGAAGAACGUCACCCACUGUGACGACGAUCUUGUGAGACUGUUCGCAGGGUCCUUGGUGGCCACAUGUCUAUCUGAUUGACAGCCCUGUGAAUCUGUGUUACGAUAAGAUCGCUAAUUGCUCGACACGAGGGCAAGGCAAGGAGGACCUUCACCUAAAAGCCUCUUUGCUCAACAUUUAAUAUCGUCAGCAUCAUGGCUCUCCAUGUGAAUGGAGACCAUACCGGCGCCCUACCAAAUGGUAGGGUGAAUGGCGACAUCAAGACUCUCUUAGCGACAACGCUCUCGUCUAGUCACGAUAUGGGUUCUAAACCAUUUGUCCAGACGCCUAUCGCCAUCGUUGGCAUGGCCUGUCGUCUACCUGGACGCUGCGCAACCCCAGAUGAUUUCUGGAACUUCAUGAUGAAGGGGGGAGUCGCUGCUAACACACCACCGCCGAAUCGCUUCAACUUGGCUGGCCAUUUUGAUGCUUCAAGAAAACCUCAGACAAUGAAAACGCCUGGCGCCAUGUUCAUGGAAGACGUAGAUCCAGCAGACUUCGAUGCCCAGUUCUUCAGCAUAAAUAACUCAGACGCCAUCGCAAUGGACCCUCAACAAAGAAAUCUAAUGGAAGUGACAUACGAGUGCCUGGAAAACGCCGGUAUGCCGAUGGAGAAACUCAGCGGGAAGCGAGUAGGAUGUUUGGUGGGUGCCAGCGCUGUUGACUACUAUGAUAUGGACCUUAAAGACGUCGAAGAUAGAACAGACUCUCCCACAAUAGGGUCCAGUCGCUCCUUAUUGGGUAACCGUAUAAGCCAUUUUCUCAAUGUUCAUGGACCUAGUAUGUCUGUCGAUACGGCCUGUUCGAGCGCACUUACAGCCCUCGACAUGGCGUGUCUGUACCUUGGAAAUAAUCAGGCCGACGCCAUGUUUGUGGGUGGCGUGAACAUGUAUCUAAGCCCCGAAAGAAAUGAGGAUCCGGGCAAUAUGCGAGCAGCAGCAUCACCAACAGGAAGAUGCCAUGUCUUUGACAGCAAGGCAGAUGGUUACGUUGCGGCAGAGGCUAUCAACGUCGUCUUCUUGAAACGGCUUCAAGAUGCCGUGAGAGACGGAGACCCUAUCCGUGCCGUCAUCCGCGGCACUUCAACAAACAGUGCUGGUAGAACACCGGGCAUUUCGCAGCCUAAUCCGAAAGCCCAAGCCGAUGCAAUUCGCGAUGCUUAUGCGAACGCAGGUUUCCAUGAAGCAGAUCUGGUUGAUACUGGAUAUCUCGAGUGCCACGGUACUGGCACUAUCGCUGGCGAUCCGAUCGAGAUUGAAGGUCUAUCAACAAUCUUCGCACCCUCACGGUCAAAAGACCAACCCCUGGCAAUAGGGUCAGUCAAGGGAAAUGUCGGACAUUCAGAAGCGGCGUCUGGCUUGACCAGUGUCAUAAAAGUCGUGCUUUCAAUAGAAAACGGGAAAAUUCCGGGAACGGCGACUUUUCUCGAUCCGAAUCCCAGAAUCAACUUCGAAAGUUCCAAGGUCAAGGCCUUCUACGAGUCUAUCAAUUGGCCACUCAAUACAAAACGCCGGGCUAGCAUCAACUCUUUUGGAUUUGGUGGUGCAAAUGCGCAUGCUAUUCUCGAGAGUCCGGAAUAUCUAACAGGGAAUUCACUACCUAAAUAUAAAAGUUCUUACGUUAAAACCGAAACUAUUGACGACGACUUCUUUAGUUUUGAUGAUAGCGCGCCAAAUAAGAAACAGUCAAAACCCAAACUGAUAGUCCUUUCGGCAAAUGAUGAAGCAGCUCUUAAAUCCUCUAUGAGCCGAUUGGCGUCUCACUUACUACACCCUGCAGUCAACGUCGAGUUGGAUGAUUUGGCAUAUACCCUAUCCGAGCGGCGGAGCAGGUUAUACCAUAGAGCUUACAGCAUACAGAAGGACACGCGACUGAGCCCUGCCUCGUUUGUUACGGGCAAAACGUUCAAUCGCAACGUGAACAUCGGACUAGUAUUCACCGGUCAAGGCGCGCAGUGGCCAACAAUGGGCAAAGAUCUCAUACAGACUUUCCCUGCUGCGAGGAGAAUGGUAGAGGCUCUUGAUGGAGUCCUGAUGAGCCUACCCGACCCUCCUAAAUGGACCUUAAUGUCCAAACUAGUCGACGAGAAAGAUGCUGUGGUUCUACGAGACCCUGAGUUCUCACAACCCAUUGUCACCGCCCUCCAACUGGCAUAUCUUGAGGUUCUAUCGGAUUGGGGAAUCAAGCCGGCAGCUGUCGCGGGUCAUUCAUCAGGAGAGAUUGCUGCCUCUGUUGCAGCUGGUUACAUCACAGCUGAGGCUGCUAUAAAGAUCGCGUUUUUCCGCGGCCGGGCUAUCAAGGAGUUACGUGCAGGAAAGAAACUCGGAAUGCUUGCUGCGGGUAUCUCUGCCGACGCUGUUCAAGAAUACAUUGAUAGCAGCGACGAUCUCGUCCAGGUUGCGUGUGUCAACAGUCCGCGGAGCGUGACUCUCUCGGGCACUGCAUUGGCUUUGGAGCGAGUAAUGGAGAGAUUACAAUCAAAGGAUCACUUCGCCAGGAUGUUGCAAGUUGAUUUUGCUUACCAUUCCGAUUAUAUGAGCGAUAUUGCGAUUAGAUACGCUGAAUUACUGGCGGCUCAUGUUCAAAUCAAAGCGCCCAGGCAUCGCAAUGUGAAAAUAUUCUCCUCGGUAACAGGCGAUCUAUUAACCGAGCCCGUUGAUCUUGCCUACUGGGUACAAAACCUGCAGUCUCAGGUCCGAUUCCAACAGGCAGUAGGGGCCAUGAUCGAUGGAAAAGAUGGAGUCAACUUCAUGAUUGAAGUCGGUCCCUCAAAUGCUUUGGCUGGUCCAGUCUCGCAGAUCUGCGAGAGCGCAUCUCACCUUACAUUACAGCCACAUUACACUUCCGUCUCUAAGAGAGGUUCAGACACACUUAUGGCACUAUAUGGUGUAGCUGGAAACCUCUUUACGGUCGGUGGCACCGUAAAUCUCGAGCGAGUCAACGAACUACAUAACAGCUCCCCUUCGACGUUGAUAGACCUUCCCAAUUAUGCGUGGAAUCGCUCCAAGAAAUACUGGCACGAAAGCUUGGCAAGCAAAGACUGGCGAUUCCGCCCCUUUGUCAAGCACGAUCUCCUGGGCACCAAGAUCCCGGGUACUUCGUGGCAAUCCCCUGUGUGGAGGAACAAGCUCAAGCUCGCGAACAAUACAUGGCUAAACGACCACAAGCUAAGCAAUAACACCGUCUUCCCUGGUACCGGGUAUAUCUGCAUGGCUAUGGAGGCCAUGUAUCAGACUACUUAUAUGACAACCUGGAAGGGAGACGCCCCUCAGUCCUAUACAUACCGACUCCGGGACAUCAAGUUCCUGAAAGCGCUUUUCCUAGACGAGUCUGAUGAUGCUCCCUUAGUUGUACUCACUCUAACACCUCCAGUCGGGUCUAACCCAUCGUGGUUCCAGUUCAAGAUAACAGCAGAGAAGCUCGGGGUCUGGAACGAUCACGCAACAGGGUUUAUCCGCAUUGACAGCGACUUCACCGUAAAGGGGGCAGAAAAGGCUGCCCUGAAGCCUUUCGAUUACCCAAUGUCGAACGGCAACUGGUAUAAGAAAAUGCGUGAUUACGGUUUCAACUUCGGCCCAUCUUUUCAGAAAAUUAUAGCAAUGGAAUCUGCUACUAGCACGCGAAAGGGUCGAUCAAGGGUAUCGCUACAACCACCUACUUCUACAUAUACUCAAAGCCCAUAUGCACUGCAUCCUGCUUGCAUGGAUGGCUGUUUCCAGAGUGUAACGGCUACAUGGGAUGAUAAUGACUCCAACAAUACCGACACUCUGAUUCCUCAGCAGAUCGACAGUCUUACUGUCCCCUUUCACUCCGACCAUCCUGAAGAAGGCAUUUCAGUUGCUCGCUCUGAUUUUAUUGGAGUCGGACGAAGAGAGGUCAUGAGUAACCACGCGUUUUCGUGCGCUGUGUACCAUCCAACCGGCGGCGACUUGUUAUUAGAUAUGAAAGGCAUUCGAUAUGCGAAAUUGGGAACGUCAGACGUCAUUGCUGCGCCGCAUAAAUUUUGCCAACUCGUAUGGGAUGCUGAUAUCACUCUUGUUGACGAGUCUGGACUCCAAGGGCUCAUCAACGAGACUUUAACGGGGUCAAACCGCGAAGGCGUUGAACAAGACUUACUUGUUGCGCAGAGACUAAUCAAUCUGGCCACACACAAAAAUCCUCAAUUGAACGUUGUCGAGUUUAACCUUGACCUCAAUGAUGACUCUAGUCUCUGGUUUGAUAACGAAAGUUCCGACAGCAUAAUACGAAGUGCUUUCUCACAAUACACUCUUGCGCUGAGCAGCGUCGACGCGCUAGUCAAAGCGCAGCAGAAAUACAAUACCGGCUCGCAAACUGAUUACAUCGUCAUAGAUGCUGAUCAGGGGCUGACACCUAUCAACACGAAAUUUGACCUGGCUAUUGUCAAAUUGCCUUCCACCCCAUCGCCUAUGCUCGACCAAUUGACACUUCUCCAGGAUUGGCUGAAGGAUACUGGUAUCACGCUAUUUUUGGAUAAUGCGUGCAAUUUGAAAUCUUCCCAGUUCUCAGACAAUUUAUCUGGCGUCAAAACAUUAUGGAGCUCAGGCUCGAUAGCUCUCACUCGCAAAGAACUUCCUACCACAAGCUCGCCCUCUCAAGAUCUAGUGAUCCUGCAAUUCAACAGCGAACACCACCACAGUAUUAAGGACAUGUUUGCAAGUUCGAAGUGGAACGUUUCCAUAGCGAGCGACACAGCUUCCAUCCCGCCAGGAAGCAAAGUGGUUGUUCUAGACGAACUUCAGAAGUCAGUGAUGACCAACCUUGACAAACAGCAAUGGGAUACCCUGCAAUACUUAGUAGAAAAGGAAUGCCAUAUUCUCUGGGUCACUGCAGGCGGACAAGGCUCCGUGACCGACCCAGACAAAGCCCUGAUAAACGGAUUCUUCAGGACGCUCCGUAACGAAACACCGUUUUUGACAUUAUUGAAUCUCGACGUGGAGAAUGCGUCAGGAGAAGGUACCAUCAGAGCCAUAACGAAAUGCGUCGACUUCUUUAGGGAUACAGAGAAGAAGAAUCACACGGAUAAUGAGUACACGGAACGUAAUGGAGUGUUAAGAAUAAAUCGUGUACUUCCAGAUGUUGUUCUUAACAAAUCCCAUGAAGAAGAUUCCGCUGGCCGACCUCCCGAAAUGAUUCCAUUUCAGAGCACACCAGGCACGAUCAAAUUAAGGGCAGAGCGUGUAGGAAAUCUAGAUUCCCUACAAUACAGCGAAGUUUCCGUUGAGUCGCCCCCUCUCCCAGGUGAUUGGGUAGAGAUUGAAAUCAUGGCAUCUGGCGUCAACUUCAAGGACGUUGCCAGCGUCAUUGGACUUGUCCCAGAAAACGAACACCUCCUUGGCGGCGAGGGCAGCGGAGUCAUCAGACAGGUUGGCUCGAGCAUGAAGGAUUUCAUCAAGGGCCAAAGAGUCGCGUUCUUCAAGAGAGGCUCGUUCGGAAAUCGCGUGCAAGCCAGUUCCAAAGUAGUCCAUGCUAUUCCCGACUCUAUGACGUUUGAAGAAGCAGCUACGCUCCCCUGUGCGUUCGCAACUUCGAUAUAUGCCCUAAUUCACAUGGCGCGGAUCAAGAAGGGAGAUCGCGUCCUCAUCCACUCGGCUACCGGCGGUGUCGGAAUAUCGGCUAUUCAAAUCUGCCAGUACUUUGGUGCUGAGGUCUACGCAACUUGCGGCACACAAGAAAAGCGCGAUUUCUUGACGUCGCAGCACGGAGUUCCAGAUGAGAAUAUCUUUAAUUCAAGAAACUCUCAGUUUGCGGAGAAGAUACUAGAUAAGACGGACGGAUACGGCGUUGACAUCAUUUUGAACUCUUUAGCAGGUGAUCUGCUGGAUGAAUCAUGGCGCAUCAUCGCGACUGGAGGAACAAUGGUUGAAAUCGGCAAGAAGGAUAUCCUGGAUCGGAAUGUGCUAUCUAUGGAGCCCUUCAAUCGUAAUGCAUCGUUCAAAGCCCUAGAUUUAUCACAUGAGCAGAUCACCGACGAUAUGCUCUCUGGCCUUCUGAAUGAGACAUUCGAUCUUUUCCAGCAGGGUCACAUAAAACCCAUAUCGCCCACCCGCGUCUUCCCAUUCGACCAGAUCCCCAGCGCACUCCGUCUCAUGCGCAGUGGUAAACACAUCGGAAAGCUGAUCAUCAGCCGAGCCGAAGAUCCUGAUUUCGAGGUAUCAGUCCGUCGGGCCCCGCGCAGCAUCAAAGUCCGCGACGACGUCUGCUACUUGAUCGUGGGAGGGUUGCGCGGUCUCUGCUCGACGCUGGCGAUAUCCCUGGCCAAGAACGGCGCUAAGCACUUAGCUGUGUUAUCACGCAGCGCCCAAAACGACGAGAGAUCGCGGUUGGCGAUGGCUAGGGUCCGCGGUCUCGGGUGUGAAGUUAGUAUGAUACGUGGGGAUAUCACGAAUGUGGAUGAUGUGAGAGCCGCUUUCAAGGCUACCACCGCGCCUAUCGCUGGUAUUAUCCAAGGAGCCAUGGUACUUAAUGAUCGUCCUUUCAGUUCCAUGACGAUAAAUGAGUACCACGCCACGCUGCAGUCCAAGGUAAGGGGCACAUGGAACCUCCACCAAGUCUCCCUCGAGCAGGACCUUUCUCUGGAAUUCUUCACCCUCUUAUCAAGUGUGUCCGGUUUAUACGGCAGUCUCGGCCAAGCCAACUACGCCGCGGCAAACACCUUCCUCGACGCCUUCGCCUCAUACCGCCGAGGUCUCGGACUCCCCGCAAUUUCCAUCAAUCUCGGCGUCGUCGCCAACGUCGGCUACCUUGCCGAGCACGACGACCUGAUGAACCGCUACGACGAAGCCGUCUGGCAACCCGUCACCGAGAGCGUGCUCCGCGACACGCUAAAGCUAUCGCUGCAACAACAAGAGAUCCUUCCCGUCAACGCUCAGAGCGCCUCUCACAUGAUAACCGGUCUCCGCGUCCCGCAACCCAGUGCCUCCCAACUAUCCCGCGACGCGCGCUUCGCCGGCCUGUUUUCUUUGGACCAUGCCGCAGACAGUCCGGAUGCGAGCGCCGAGGGCACGAAGGACCUCGAGUCGAUCCGCGCCGUGAUCCGCUCCAAGGCAGGCGCCAAGGUCAUCCUCGACAAGACGGCCGAGGCCAUGAGCAAGUACUUCAUGCGCAUCCUGCGGGUCACGGACGCGCUGGACUUCGCGCGGCCGCUGUCUGCGUACGGCAUUGACUCGCUGGCUGCCGUCGAGGUGCGCAAUUUCUUGAAGGUCGAGCUUAGUGUUGAGCUCACGACGCUGGAGAUUAUCAAUGCUACGUCGCUGUUGUUUAUCUGCGAGAGGAUUAUCGAGGAGGUGUCGCGGUUGGCGUAGUGUUGGUUGCUGUUAGAUGAUGGAGAGGUUGAUUUCGUGAUGUUUAGGUAGUUUGCGGUGGAAUUUUGAUGAUAUUAGAGGGUGCU